CACUGUUCGGCCUGUAUAUGAGCGGAUCACGAGAGAAAGCCGCAUACGCUAAUGUAGCCGACACAGAGGGUCUCAUGGAGCUUGUCAAAGCGGCACUGUUUUAUUUGUCUUUUCGUUCACAAUGCACUUUAGGAUUUCAAUAAGAUGUAUGUGUGUUUUGAAAUAGUGACUUUUCUUCUCGCCUUCAACUUCUACGAUUUGGUUCUUACUCAGGAUUCGUCCUGCUGCCACCAUGCUGCGGAACUCACACCAUGUAGGGAAGCAUGCGAUCAGCUCGCCACCAUAAAAAGCGAAUCUCGUUUGAAGCACCUACUACAGCGAUUACCAAGCUACUGCCCUGAGUCUAUGAAUGAGCUUUGGAUUUGCAUCAACUCCACACUACCUGGAGCGUCCAGGAAGUCCGAUGGUUGGGUUGGCCUUGGCUGCUGUGAGCUGGCCAUCUCGGCAGAGUGCCGCAGGGAGUGCAAGCAGGCAUCAUCCAAGAACGACAUCACAAAAAUAUGCAAAAAAGACACAGAAAAACCACUCUACAGCUGUAUCAUCAAAAAUGAGAUGGGCUCGGUAUGCUGCAGCUAUGCAGGGAGACACACCAACUGCAGAGAGUACUGCCAGGCUAUCUUCCGGACAGACUCUUCCCCAACCGUCUCUCAAAUCAAAGCUGUCAAGGGAUACUGCCAGAGCAUCAGCCCCGAGCUCAUUGGCUGUGUGGGCAACUACACCAAGUCUUACCCUAUUAGGAGCCCCAUAGACAGCCUGUACUGCUGCGACCGGGCCGAUGAGCCCCACUGCCAGGUGGCAUGCCGGCGCAUCCUUCGCACCAUGACCACGGAGCAUGAGAUCAUGGAGGGCCUGAUCAAUGAGUGCGGCAGCCAGCCACUGCCCCAGGACCCGCUGUGGCAGUGCUUCCUGGGCAGCGCCCACCCCCCCACCAAGAGCGAGACGGAGACCUCCCCCACCGCCAAGAUCGACGGCGCCAAGCUGCACUGCUGCUCCAAAGCCAAUACCUCAUUGUGCCGGGACAUGUGUCAGGAGAUCAGCACCAACUGGGGCACUCAGACAUGGCAGGAGUUUGAUCAGAUGUGCGAGUACAACCCUGUGGAGACGGACCUGAUCACCUGUUUGGCCGACGUCAGGGAGCCCUGCCAGCUGGGCUGUAAGGACCUGGCCUACUGCACCAACUUCAACAACAGGCCCACUGAGCUGUUCCGUAGCUGUAACAUCCAAUCAGACCAGGGCGCCAUGAACGACAUCAAGCUGUGGUCCAAUGGGACGAUCAAGAUGCCCUUUAUGAACAUCCCCGUCCUGGACAUCAGGAAGUGUCGUCCGGAGAUGUGGAAGGCUGUGGCCUGCGCCCUGCAGAUCAAACCCUGCUACAGCAAGUCCCGCGGCAGCGUCAUCUGCAAGUCGGACUGUGUAGACAUCCUGACACAGUGUGGUGACCGCAAACGCUUCUACGAGGGACAGACGGCCGAGCGCAUCUGUGAGAUUCUGUCACCCAUAGACGACCCUGAACGCUGCAUCCCCCUGGAGAGAUAUCUCACUCCUAGCUCCCUGGGUAACAUCAUUGAGGAGGUCAUCCACCCCUGUAACCCCAACCCCUGUCUCAGCAACCACCUGUGUGAGGUGAAUAGGAAGGGCUGUCAGCCAGGACAGGACUGCCUGCCCUACUUCUGUGUGCCUGGCUGUAAACUGGGCGAAGCCUCAGAGUUCCUGGUCCACCUGGAAGCCCGUAUCCAGGUGCCCAUGCGUAAUGGGCAGGCGGGUUGCUUCGAGGUGUGUACCUGUGGCCAGAGUGGCAGGCUGGAGAACUGUGCCGAGAUGCCCUGCAUAGACACCUCCAAGACCUGCAUUGUCGGGGGACAAAGAAAAAACCAUGGGACGUCCUUCAGGGUAGACUGCCACCCCUGUUCCUGCUUCGCUGGAGAGACCAUCUGCUCCACCCGCCAGUGCCUCAGCGCCGACAGCUCAGACGAGGACCGCCGCCGCUUCACUGGGCUCCCGUGUGGCUGCCCUGACCGCUUCGUGCCAGUGUGUGCCCGUAAUGGCCGCACCUACCCCAGUGCCUGUGUGGCCCGCUGCAUGGGCUUCAAAGACAACCAGUUUGUGUUUGGCCACUGCCGCAGCAGCGACCCCUGUUCCCCCAACCCCUGCCAGAAGAACCAGAGGUGCAUUCCCAGCCGUAGAGUGUGCCUUACAGACAUGGUUGACUACCACUGUCCCCAGUAUGAGUGUGUUGGUCGUCCCUCCGGCUGUGACAAGAUUCACAUGGACCUGGCCUGCGACACAGACAACGUGGAGCACCCCAACCUCUGUCAGCUCCUCCAGAUGGACACGUCAGUGGACACCAACCUUUUCUGAGUCAAGAUCACUUUC
Salvelinus sp. IW2-2015 is the source of this 2373-nucleotide messenger RNA. RefSeq names its product reversion-inducing-cysteine-rich protein with kazal motifs (gene reck). Gene Ontology annotation, cellular component: plasma membrane. Lineage: Eukaryota; Metazoa; Chordata; Actinopteri; Salmoniformes; Salmonidae. Gene Ontology annotation, biological process: sprouting angiogenesis; blood vessel maturation; extracellular matrix organization. The record is from RefSeq and is a predicted model, not a curated record. Gene Ontology annotation, molecular function: protein binding; metalloendopeptidase inhibitor activity.